Molecule: messenger RNA, 1893 nt
Organism: Sipha flava (yellow sugarcane aphid)
Lineage: Eukaryota; Metazoa; Arthropoda; Insecta; Hemiptera; Aphididae
Product: zinc finger protein-like 1 homolog
Exons: 6
Coding region: 461-1774 (437 amino acids)
Cellular component (GO): Golgi apparatus
Source: RefSeq, a predicted model, not a curated record
UCGCAGAUACAUUUUGAUGAUAUCACUCUGUGACGAUUUCAUAUUAAUUCUUGUUAUCAUGACCCGUCAUUAAUUAGUGUACCGAUUGAACGCCUACUGAACAGUAAACAGUGCCUUCUUCGAUUAGGAAAACGAGCAGUAAAAACGACAGUCCGAAAAAAAUGUUCAUUUAGUUUCGAUCAAAUCUAGUUGAAUGAUAACAUAGUACAUCGUUACAUUCCGUUUCCACGUAUGUUAUGCGCCUGCUGCUUAAAAUCAUAUUUUCUGUCUAGGUUUUUCAACAUCAUCACUUUUAUUAUUAUUAUUAUUAUUACUAUCGUCAUCAUUAUUCCAUUAUACAAUUCUACGAUUAUUUUAUAAAUAUCUUAACCAUAAGAAUUUUUUGUUGAUUACAAACGGACAUAGUUACCUAACAAUUAUAUUACAAUCAUUAUACACACUCGUGAUAUUUUCCUCAACGAUGGGCCUUUGUAAAUGUCCGAAACGUAAGACUACUAGUCAUUUUUGUUUUCAUCAUUGUGUCAAUGUCUGUGAGCAUUGCAUUAUCAACAACCACACCACUUGCGUAGUCAAAUCUUAUACUACAUGGUUGAAAGAGGCUAGUGGUAGUGCAUCAUCAUCAACAGUAUCAGCUUCUGCAUUGUGUGCUGUUUGCCAAAAACAGUUUGCUAUAGUACAAAAAGAUAUAGAAAAUAUAGCGACUAGCUUCAACAAUAGAAAAACUCCUAUUCGAUUAUUAUGCUAUCAUAUAGUACACGCACAUUGUUUAGCAGUAUAUGUAAAAAAGCAACUAAAAUGUGGUAAUAUUUUAAAAUGCCCUUCCUGUGCUCGGUCAUUAUGGUUACAAGAACAACAAGACCUACCACAAGAUUCAAACGAUAUUACUGGAAUUAAUUCUAAUGAAUUAUCUCCAGUUGCUUCACAGUUGCACAAAUAUUUAUUAGAUCAUGGUGAUUGGUGGGGCCAAGCUUUGAUUACAAAUGGAAAUGUGGAAAAUCUUGAAAAAUAUUUACUUGAAGAUGAAGAAUGUUUUGAAGAAACUGCAGAUGAACAGUUUGAAGAACAGUCUACAUUUGAAAUUAAAGAACAAUUCAUUACUGUUCCAAAUAAUAUAUCUCCAAUGACCAUAAAUCAAACGAUUCAAUCACCUAAUAAUACAAGUGGUUUUUAUAGUUAUAAUAAUUCUGAAUUAGUUCCCUUAUCAGAUAUAGCAACUAUUAAUCAUCGUAAUAACACACAUCAAACAUACCAGCCAAUUCAUCAUCGGCAUUUCAACAAUAAUUAUGGUAUCGAUUCUGUAUUUACACCACAGCAACAACAGCAUUACCACCAACAACAACAACAGCUACAACAACAACAACAACAAUGUUUAUCUGUUAAUAUGGCAAUUACACAAAAUUCAGAUUUAAGUAAUAGACAUACGAUAACAUCCUCCACUCCAUUAAUAAUAAAUAAUGAUGAAGAACAACAGGAUCCUAGUGGAAAAUAUAGACCUAAAAAAUUCAACAAACAAUCUUGGUCUUUAAGUUACCAUCGGCUAUCACAGUAUUUUUGUGGUUUAAAUAAUAGAGGAGAAGAUAAUAAUACUACUAGAAUUUCCAUUUUAAUAAUUAUUUGUGUAAUAAUUAUUGUUUUUUUAUUGUUGGUCAUUACUAGUUAUACUCGUUCCAGUAAUGAACCAUUUAAUAAUAAUAGUAUAGAUUAUGCUGGUGAAGAUGAUCUUAAUAAAAUUAACGAUGAAUCAAAUUUAAAAAUUUAUAACAUCAACUUAUAAAAUCAGAUAUUAUUUAAUUAAUUGCCUUAAAAAUCUUAAAAUGUUGUUUAUAAUUAGAUUGCAGUUGUAAUUGAAAUGCUAUUGUUGUUUACAUUAAGAAUCAAGUCAUGUACCUAAUG